Anopheles stephensi (Asian malaria mosquito) is the source of this 2371-nucleotide messenger RNA. RefSeq names its product putative RNA-binding protein Luc7-like 2. The record is from RefSeq and is a predicted model, not a curated record. The transcript is spliced from 6 exons. Gene Ontology annotation, cellular component: U2-type prespliceosome; U1 snRNP. Gene Ontology annotation, molecular function: mRNA binding. NCBI's taxonomy places the organism in Eukaryota, Metazoa, Arthropoda, Insecta, Diptera, Culicidae. Gene Ontology annotation, biological process: mRNA splice site recognition. The coding region runs from base 126 to 1163 and encodes 345 amino acids.
GUCAAAAUUUUCACAAGCGCAGAAAAGAAGUUUGUGUUGCGGUCGUGUGGUGAUUAUUAUUCCUCAAAUUUUCUCUGCAAACCCGUGUUUCAUUUGCUUAAAAGUGCACAAAAGCGUCCUGCACCAUGUCGGCACACGAUCAAAUGCGGGCAAUGCUUGAUCAGCUAAUGGGAACAGCUAGAAAUGGCGAAACCAAUCGUUACUCGGUCAAGUUCUACGACAGCAAAGUAUGUAAGAGUUUUUUAUUAGGCUGCUGCCCGCACGAGAUCCUGGCCUCCACGCGUAUGGACCUUGGCGAAUGUCCCAAGGUGCACGAUCUGGCCCUGCGAGCUGAUUACGAAAAUGCGUCCAAGAACAAGGACUACUACUACGAUGUUGAUGCCAUGGAACAUCUGCAGGCAUUCAUCGCCGAUUGCGAUCGACGCACGGAGGCGGCAAAGAAGCGGCUCGCCGAAACGCAGGAAGAACUCACCGCCGAGGUGGCCGCUAAAGCAAACGCCGUCCACGAACUUGCCGAGGAGAUUGGCAAAAAGCUGGCCAAAGCGGAAGCACUAGGUGAGGCUGGGCAGGUGGAGGAAAGCAUGAAGCUUAUGUCGGAAAUUGAGGAACUUCGUUCGGAAAAAUCUCGCGCUGAGCAGGAAUAUCGUAGCUCGAUACCGGCCAGCACCUACCAGCAGCAGAAGCUACGCGUGUGUGAAGUCUGCUCGGCCUACCUGGGCAUACACGACAACGACAUACGGCUGGCGGACCAUUUCGGCGGUAAGCUUCAUCUUGGGUUUUUGGCCAUUCGGGACAAGCUGGCCGAGCUGGAGAAAACGGCCGGACCGCGGCAGAAGGAGCUGCGCAAAACGGGUCGCGACCGUGACCAUGAGGAUCGUAGCCGUUCGCGGUACGUCGGUGGCCGGGAGCUGGAUCGACGUUCGCGCGCGCUGGCACGUAGCCGUGAUCGUAAGGAUACGGCGGGUCGCGAUGUUAAACCGACGGAAGAUCGCAAGGAUCGAAACGAAGGCCGUGAUCGUGAUCGCGGUGACAGACGCCGCUCGUCCGAUCGCAGUAAUCGGCGAUCGCGAAGCCGUGAUCGUAGCCGCGACCGGGAUCGUCACAGCGAUCGCAACAACGAUCGCCGGCGGCGAUCACGAUCGCGCGAAAGAUCCAGACGGUAAGCAUCUUUCAUUCUGUAGACAUCCCAAUAAAACAAAACAAAAAAAAAAAAAACAGGUAAUAGCGGAUAGGAUAGCUGAAUAUACACACACACACACACACCUUCCCCAACGUGGCGGAGACUUUCGUGGCGGAGCAGUGGAGCAAAAUAAACACAAAAGCUAUCUGUAACAACGACACGCGGGGCGACCGUGGCAGCGGAUCCAUCUGAUCGAGGGCCCGUGAACGAUUGUGGAGCCGGAGCAUCGCUCGUUAAUUGUAAGCAUAGUAUUUCUUUCUUUUCUCAUUUCUCUUAAAUCUUUACGAUUCUACUAUUCGUUACAACAACACAACACUUUACAAAAAAAAAAAAUAGAUCGUCUUUUAAACUGCAUCGACAGACAAAUCUGAUAGAAUGAUCGUAUUGUAUUCCUUUUUACAAAAUUUAACUACAUCCCUCGCUCGCGGCCCCUAAAUACAUUGUGUGUGUGUGUUGAUGGUGACCCAAAACAAAUACAUGAGUUAAAACAAUGCAAACAAUGCAGUUACAAAAAAUGGUGACAAAUUUGUGUAAAAAAAUGCAUAGUUACGAGUGUGUGUGCUGCAUCAUCGAACGUUGCACCCUAGCGGGCGAGCAACAUUUUUCAAUUGGCGGUUCUUUCUGAGUAUGUAUUUUCAAGCGUGUUAUUGCAAAAUUAUGUUUUUAAGUGUUUAGUCCGUAGGAUAGAACGAGAGGGGGACGGGAGAAGAAGAAAAAUAAGAAAAAACAGCAGUACGAAAGUAAGCAUAAUUGGCAAAUGUUCGUGAUUCUGUUCUGUCUAGUGUUGUUACUAUGAUUUCAAGUAACUAGAAUUAAAAAAACAAACGGCCAUUUUGUUUCGCGCAUGCCUCUUGUGCGUUUGAUCUUCAAAAGUUAAUCAUUUUGGUAAGUGAAAAGAUGAGUUUUUCAAAUUUUUGCUUGCAAAUGCAACAACACUACCCAUGGUUGUUGGUGUUACACACUUUGGCAGAAAAAGAGGGGUUGGUUACCUACCGAAGAAUGGAUCACUUCUUUCGUCUUUUCGCAACUGGCGAACGAACGGUUUUGUACAUUAAGCAUACAAUGGGAGAUACAAAUUGAGCAGCAUUAAGCAUUUGAAUUAACUUUUUUAUAACAAGCUGUACCGAUGCAUCCCAUACAGAGUUUGUAGCUGUAUAGAUGAAAUAAAACUUCGAAACUUCGUGUCAAUAA